Molecule: messenger RNA, 1038 nt
Organism: Exophiala spinifera
Lineage: Eukaryota; Fungi; Ascomycota; Eurotiomycetes; Chaetothyriales; Herpotrichiellaceae
Exons: 1
Coding region: 1-1038 (345 amino acids)
Source: RefSeq, a predicted model, not a curated record
AUGGGUGAGGAAGUCAAGUCCAUCAACUUCAACCUGAGGAGGCAAGCUCGGGAGACCAGGUCUCGGCCUUGGUUGACCGGAAGCAAGCUCCGAGGACGGUCAUCUUCUGGUCUCAAUGGUAGCAAGGAUGCCCCCAAGCUACCAGAGAGUACCACUGCGGCAAUUGUCACCGACCAGCCGCCCUCUCAAACUGGCAAGUGUGAUCAAGAGGGGCUCUGGGCGGGCAGAACCAUAAAGGAGCAGGCGAAGGCCGUUCUUUCCAAAGCUUCGGCUGCGGUCUCCAAGAUCCCCCGUUGGGUGGGUCUUAGAGGUGGUGUGUCCCGUCCUUGCAAACCUCAGCCACUUGCUGGUGAGGGCGUGCUUGGAAAGGACAAGCCAAUCGCCAUGUCUCCUACCGUCGCAGGGGAGACGACCACCAAGUCCCGGCUUCCCGUCCGCGUCAAGAAGUUUGUUGCUAUGCGACGGUCUGUCUCAGUACAGAUGCGACGUAGCAAGGCUCCUGAUGCUAAUGGCGGGAAGCAUGAGGACAAGGUGGUUGGCAAAAAAACCUCUCUUGACCAGAAGUCCGGCGAAGCCAAGGGUCCUGCGAAGCGGACCCAGGGUAGUAUGAAGCCGAAGCCGCUCAAGCUUCGAGUUGUCCUUCCGGGGCGCUCGAUCUUGAAGCAUCGUGCCGAUCUCCCUGGGGAAACGGAGCAAGUGCAACCUGCGGAGGAAGGGGUCCCAUCCCAACCGAAGCGAAAGGUGCACUUUUCAUACCCAGACGGUGAGCCAAUGGACGACACGGUCAAACCUCAGCCUAGUGCUGAGUUUUCUGUCCCUGACGACCGUCACUGGAAAAAGUAUCGGCAAUGGAGCGCCAACCGUUGCUGCCGUCAGGUCAUGUGCGUUUGCUCCGGCAACAGGGUUUACCCCCCAGACGGAGAAGACUGGCGCUUUGAGCAGGACCAACGUGGUUACGACUACUUGGCCCUCUCUGGCGGCAUUUUUGGAGGUGAGCUGCACUUCAUUUCAAAGCUAGACGGGAUGGCUUUGAAAUGA